Molecule: messenger RNA, 934 nt
Organism: Drosophila kikkawai
Lineage: Eukaryota; Metazoa; Arthropoda; Insecta; Diptera; Drosophilidae
Gene: Uqcc1
Product: Ubiquinol-cytochrome c reductase complex assembly factor 1
Biological process (GO): mitochondrial respiratory chain complex III assembly
Cellular component (GO): mitochondrion
Source: RefSeq, a predicted model, not a curated record
CCCGUGCAAACAGCUGUUUUUGGCUGUUGUCGCGUGCAAUUGGUUUUUUUUAAGCCGAUUUUGUUUUUAACAAAUUUAGUUAAUUAUUUAAAAUGCUGUGCACUCGGGCAGUGGCACGACUAGCCGGAAGUGUAGCCAGCAAAACAUGGGUAACACAGUCGCCAAUUAGGCAAACUCCUUUGAUACUGGGAGCAUUCGAUCAAUCCUGCCGCUUGUGUUCCUCCACCGGCGUUGUAGAUAGCCCAAAUAAGACAAAGCCCGGCCCAGGAGCCGCACCCGGAGCCGCGGAAGGCGGCGGCGGUGGCAUUCUGAAGCGAGUGCUGACCAAAGUAGGAUUUACACCCAACACAAAGGCUCGCCUCAAGGUAAGUAGCCACCUGCUGUACGAGAGCGUGGCCGACAAGAUCAACUAUGUGGUGUUCUUUCGCGACUUCAAUCUGCCCAAUACCUUCAACUCCUGGUUCCUCGUCACGGAGCUGCAUGUGUGGCUCUUGCUGAUGCGCUCCAUGGCCGAGGGUUCGGAGACCGGUGAGGAUGGACGUUUCCUGCGCAACUGCAUCGUGGAGGCCAUGUGGGGCGAUGUCAAUACGCGUGCCAAGAAGUUGGGGGCCCACAAUCCUUCUCGCACCCGACAACAGAUCGAAACGUUAUCCGAACAGUUCCAAGCAGCUCUCAUUGCCUACGACGAGGGCAUCAUGUCCGACGAUCGUGUGCUGGCCUCCGCCCUGUGGCGUCGCUUUUUCGAGAUGAACUGCGAGGAUUACGCCCAAAUCGAGCGGCUGGUGAAGUAUGUUCGCCAGCAGGCAGCCAUGCUGGACAGUUUGCCGCGCGAUCAGUUCAUCAUCAAGCCCAAGGUGGCCUGGCUGGAUCUGGACAAGUGCAAGGUGUAGUCUAAGUUUAUGUUUUUUUAAUAAAGUUAAAGAGAGUAUGUAAA